GGUAAGGUUCUACUGUGAAAACAUUGUUACGGUUCAGUUUCGAAAAUUUCGUUCUUGUUUCUAUAUCAACUUCUAAGUGACAAGUGUCCUUGACUCAUGUGGAGGGUGAAAUUAGGAGAUAGAGAUGGCAAACGGUGGCAUUGUCGUGCGUGCAUGUCCGCCACGGAGCAUCAAAAUGUUUCGGUCUUCACUUCUUCCUAAUUUGUUCAUUUCCCUUCUCGCUGUAGAGGGAGAGAGAGAGCAAAAUGACGACGAUGGAGAGGAUGGAGAGAGACGCAAUGGAGACUGUGGCUCCCUACGCUCCGGUGACUUAUCACCGCCGUGUUCGUGGUAACUUGGACGACACACUUCCUAAACCUUAUUUGCCGAGAGCACUUCAAGCACCUGACAUGGAGCACCCGCAAGGAACACCAGAGCAUAGGCAUAAUGGCCUUAGUGUUCUUCAGCAACAUGUCGCUUUCUUUGAUUUGGAUGAUAAUGGCAUUAUUUAUCCCUUUGAAACCUUCACUGGAUUCCGGUUACUUGGUUUCAAUUUACUAGCGUCGCUUGUCUUGGCUGCUGGUAUCAACAUAGCUCUUAGCUAUGCUACUCUCCCGGGAUGGUUACCGUCUCCGUUAUUUCCUAUAUAUAUACACAACAUUCACAAGGCAAAACACGGAAGUGACUCUAAAACGUAUGACAAUGAAGGAAGGUAUACACCAGCGAAUCUUGAGUUGAUGUUUAGCAAAUACGCGAGGACCGUGUCAGACAAGUUGAGUCUUGGAGAACUAUGGGACAUGACCGAAGGGAACCGCGAUGCCUUUGACUUUUUUGGAUGGUUAGCGAGCAAGGUGGAAUGGGGAGUGUUGUAUGCGUUAGCGAGUGACGAAGAAGGAUUCUUGUCUAAAGAAGCCAUAAGGCGGUGCUUCGAUGGAAGCUUGUUCGAGUAUUGUGCGAAGAACUACGCUGAGAUCAAGGAGUACAAGACGUACUACUGAUCAUUAUUCGUUGAUGAAUGUGAUGAUGAUGAUAUAUAGAUAAUAGUUCUUUUUAUUCGAAGCAACACGCUCGUAGACUUGUGAACACUUCUGAAUUAAUUCAGUAGUGGUUAUAUUAUGAAAGCAAAGAGGUGUGGGACA
Molecule: messenger RNA, 1118 nt
Organism: Arabidopsis lyrata subsp. lyrata
Lineage: Eukaryota; Viridiplantae; Streptophyta; Magnoliopsida; Brassicales; Brassicaceae
Product: peroxygenase 2
Exons: 6
Coding region: 246-977 (243 amino acids)
Molecular function (GO): calcium ion binding; monooxygenase activity
Source: RefSeq, a predicted model, not a curated record